Molecule: messenger RNA, 6241 nt
Organism: Hirundo rustica (Barn swallow)
Lineage: Eukaryota; Metazoa; Chordata; Aves; Passeriformes; Hirundinidae
Gene: THAP12
Product: THAP domain containing 12
Exons: 7
Coding region: 3253-5358 (701 amino acids)
Molecular function (GO): protein dimerization activity
Source: RefSeq, a predicted model, not a curated record
UUAUGUUUUAUGUUUUAUACAUGGUAUUUACUUGCUUCCUUCCUUGAAGUUGCUUGACCUGAUUUUUGGAAAAAUCAAAACCCCAUGGGAAUUAUGCAUAUGCAGUAUUUUCCAAAGAAACAGACCCUCCAAACAAUUUCAAAUGAAGAUACAAAUAGCUUAUAUAGAUAGUAGCUGCUCUCUGAAGUUGUGAUUUUGGAUAUGUUACGAAGCUCUCCUGGGUGAAUGCAAUUCUUUGCUGUAAAGCUUGGCUAUCCAGACCUCUUCUUGAUGCCUAGUACAUGCAAGGUAUUGCAGUACAAUCCAUAUUCCAUAUGCUUUUGCUUUAAUAAGAACUGAAAUCAAAGUGGUUGCUUACCGACUCUUAUUCUUUCAUUUUUAUGAUUUGCUCCUACUGUUGUCUCUUUCUACCUUCUGUCGUUUGACACCCUCAGGAUCUCACACAAAGGAAUGUCUGCAGUUUGUGUGGAAUUGAAGAAAUUUGGUGCUGUCUGAGCUUCAGUCUUAAUUUGUAAGAGGUCCAUGCUGUGAAAUGUGAGUCACAUCAAGCUGUAUAGAAUUCGUCAAUAGGUGACAGUUUAUUUUAUGAAGAAAAUACCCUCUUCAGUUUAUAAUUUUUUUAUGGAAGGACAUUUUGAAUGAGUGUGUUUCAUGGUAGCAGUGUGGAGAUGUAGUUAAAGGUGUGCAACUAAAUGAUUACGUUUUAGAGAUUAAUUUUUUUAAAACUCUGUUUUAUAAACUCUAGGAUGGUUUGGGUUGGAAGGAACCUUAAAGCUAAUCUCAUUCCAAGCCAUGGGCAGGUAUACCUUCCAUUAGACCACUUUGCUCCCAGCCCCAUCCAGCCUGGCCUUGGAGCACUUCCAGGAAUGGGGCAGCCUCAGCUUCUCUCAGCAACCUAUGCCAGGGCCUCCAAACCUUCACUAUAAAAAUUUUCUUUCAUAUAUCUAACCUAAAUUUCUCCUCUUACAGUUUGAAGCCAUUCCCCAUAUCCUGUCACUACAGUUCCUGAUGCAGAGUUUCUCUCCAACUUCCCUGUAAGGCCCCUUCAGACACUGGGAGGAGCUGUGAGGUCUCUGCACAGCCUUCUCUUCUCCAGGCUGAACAGCCACUACUUUCUCAUCCUGUCUCCAUAUGGGAGAUGCUCCAAUCCUCUUGUCAACUUUGUGGUCUCCUCUGGACUUGGUCCAACAUUUCCAUGUCUUUCUUUAUACUGGGGCAUACUGUACACAGUAUUUCAGAUGGGGUCUCACAAUAGGGGCAGAAUCCUCUGUCCAGGGGAAGGAGAAACUAUACAUAAACUGUUUAUAGCAUCUUUGUACUCUUAAGACAGCCAGUGACAAAGAUGAUGUUCUAAGUUCUCUAGAAGUACCCCCCUUAAUAUCUUACAGCUUUCUGUCGACAGUUGGUCAUAUAUUCUAUUUUACCAAGAGCAUUUAGAGAUUGAUAGAUUCGUCCAUCCUUUUGGUUUUCAGACUUGAGGUGGUUGGUUUACUCUGUGGCUUGAUCUACAGCAGUCAGUAGAUGGAAAUGACAAUAUGUUCCUUGUACUGCUUGCUCUCACUUUUGUAGGUCAGACUGGGAUGGUGGGCAGAGUACUUUGUGCCAAAACGUUAUUUGCACUUGGCAGCUUACAGUGGGAAAGUUGAAAAAAAUUUGUUAGAAUACGUCUUAAAAUAUUAAUUUAAAAAACAAUUGAUGGUAAAUGGAUAGUCUGGGAUAAAUUGUUUCUACUACCUUACUGUUUUCAGUGUUUCUAUAAUGUCUGGGUAAUUGCCUUUAAUGUUUUCCCAGUUCAAUUCUAAGCAGUUCCAGUUAGACAUUCCAUGUCUUUCAGGUAUUAGGAAGUCAGUGAGAGCUAACCUCUUAAGACUACCUUCUUUGGUUUUGGCUACUUGAGAAGAUAAAGGGGCUCAGAGAUUAGCCUUUGGAGGAGAGCCACCAGCAUUAAUGGGUGAUAUGUUGUCUUAUCAUAUCAAACUAGUACUUACCAUGAUUGGUGAAUAGGAACGACACCUCUCUAAUUCCAUUGGUUAAACUGGAGAAACAGCAAAACACCACCUUUAUUUUGUUUUGAGAAAGGAUAGUUGUGUUUUUGUUCCGGGUAAACACUUCCUGUUGAUGACCACUCAUGAGGCUGGUGGCUGGAGUGAAACACUACCUGAGCACAUCAUGAUGCAGCUCACUGUUGAAGGGAACAAGAAAUAAAGUUCUGGAUUUAAAAAAAAAAAAAAAAUUAAAAAAAAUCUCAAAAGAAUAUGUGUAUUUAAAAUAAUUUGUUCACAACAUUAUGUUCUUUGUGGGGAUGAUGCUUGUGAAGCAUGUUUAAGAAUCAUGUCCCUGUGAUGUAUACAUGGUUGUUGGGUGACUCAGACCCAUGUCUGCUCCUUUUCAUGGUAAUUGCUGUUGCUGCUAUUGCUUUUAACAUAAGAAUUAUUCCCUGCUGCUACAGCAUCUGGUUGAGUUGAGUAGUGAGUCUCAGGGCAGUCUUGUGGAUGUAGGUUUUGUGUAAGAACUUCACAAACUCCGUAAGUCUGUCUUCUCAUGCAGAAAUAGUUCAAAAAACCUUGGAGUAAUCUGGCAAUCUGAACGCCAGAGCCAGAGCUAAAGCUCCUUUUAUAGCUUGGAAAGCUUUUUCUGUUUCUGGACCCCACUGCACAGGCUCCACAUCCACUGUCUUGGUAGUGUUAAGGAAUCCGUUUACUGCUGGCAGCUCAGGGAAAACUGCAGCGCCAGCUGCAGAUGGAGGUCUGGUUGCAAGAGCCAGAGGCAAGAGACAGCUGCCAGCCCUUUGCACAACAAAAGAGCGCAGGGAUUUGUGGAACAGCCAGGCACAGGGACACUCCAAGACACUACAGGAGCUGACAACACCCAACUUUCCAGCACUUAGACUAGAGAGAGGAGGACUUAGAGUUGUUUGGGUUCCCUCCUGGAGGCACCAUGUCCAGCUGUGAUUUUGUUACUGCACUGUGCUUACAGUUAUUUUAAGGAUUGAUAUGACUGAGACUGUGCUGUGGGAAACCUGGGGUCAAGCCACUAAGCAAACCUGGUCUGACUGUUGGAGGAUGGAGCAUGGAGCUGCCAAGGGCCUCAGUGCCAGCUCAGGUGGUGCAAGUGUGACUGCCAGAGGGCUCUUGGGUGGCCAACAGAUGUCAGAGAUGGGUAGAGAACUGUCGAAGGGCAGAUUUAGAAGAUAAGACUCCCGAUCAACUCAACAAGCAUUACAGAUUGUGCGCUAAACAUUUUGAGACUUCCAUGAUAUGCAGAAGUAGCCCAUACAGAACGGUUUUACGGGAUAAUGCUGUGCCAACUAUAUUUGAUCUUACAAGUCACCUGAACAAUCCCCACAGCAGACAUAGGAAAAGGAUAAAAGAGCUGAGUGAAGAUGAAAUAAGGACAUUGAAGCAGCAAAAGAUUGAUGAAGCUUUUGAACGGAAACAGGCAACUCAAGAAUUGAAUGAAAACAAUGAACAAAAUACUGUCUCAGAGGAAGGAGGAGAAGAACAAGAGGAAAGAGCUGUUCCCUUAACACUGGAAGAAAGAGAAAACAAAGAUUACCUUAAAUCAUUAUUUGAAAUUUUGAUCCUAAUGGGUAAACAAAAUAUUCCAUUGGAUUGCCAUAAUGUUAAGGAACUUCCAGAAGGUAUUUUUACUUCGGAUAACUUUCAGGCUCUACUGGAAUAUAGAAUAAAUGGUGGCGAUGAAGUUUUGAGGAAACGAUUUGAGAUGACUGCAGUUAACCUUGAGUAUUGUUCGAAAACUCAGCAGAAACAAAUGCUUGAGAUCUGUGAAAACUGUGUUAGAGAGGAGACACUGAGGGAAGUAAGAGACUCACACUUCUUUUCUAUUGUCACUGAUGAAGUAGUAGACAUAGCAGGAGAGGAACAUUUGCCAGUGUUGGUGAGGUUCGUUGAUGAUUCUCACAAUCUCAGAGAAGAAUUCAUAGGGUUUUUACCAUAUGAGGCUGAUCCUGAAAUUUUAGCUGUUAAGUUCCACGCAACUAUUACUGAAAAGUGGGGUCUAAACAUGGAAUACUGUCGAGGUCAAGCCUACAUCGUCUCCAGUGGAUUUGCUUCUAAAAUGAAAGUUGUGGCUACGAGACUCUUGGAAAAGUAUCCACAAGCUGUGUAUACGCUGUGUUCCUCCUGUGCCUUAAAUGUAUGGCUGGCAAAAUCUGUUCCUGUUGUUGGUGUUUCCAUUGCAUUAGGAACAAUUGAAGAAGUUUGCUGUCUUUUUAAUCAGUCUCCACAACUACUAGUAGAACUGGACAACACAAUUUCUGCUCUUUUUCGGGACAAUGACGAGAAGGGUAAUGAGUUGAAGAAGAUCUGCCGUUCUCAGUGGACAGGCAGGCAUGAUACUUUUGAGGUUUUAGUGGACCUCCUGCAAGCACUGGUACUGUGCUUGGAUGCUGUGAGCAGUGACUUGUCUGUCAGGUGGAACAACUUCAUUGUUGGUCGAGCAUUUGUACUUUCAAGUGCAUUAACAGAUUUUGAUUUCAUUGUCACUAUUGUAAUUAUGAAAAAUGUUCUGUCUUUUACAAGAGCAUUUGGAAGAAACCUCCAGGGACAAACAUCAGAUGUGUUCUUUGCAGCUGGCAGCUUAACCGCUGUAUUGCACUCUCUGAAUGAAGUAAUGGAGAAUAUUGAAGUUUACCAUGAAUUUUGGUUUGAGGAAGCCACGAAUUUGGCUACAAAACUGGAUGUACAAAUUAAACUCCCAGGAAAAUUUCGCAGGGCACAACAGGGGGACUUCGACCCCGAUAUGACAUCAGAAAAUUACUACAAAGAAAUCCUAAGCGUCCCAACAGUAGAGCAUAUUAUUCAAGAAUUAAAAGAUAUUUUCUCAGAACAACAUUUAAAAGCUCUUAAAUGUUUAUCAUUAGUGCCCUCAGUCAUGGGACAGCUGAAAUUCAAUACGUCUGAGGAGCAUCAUGCUGACAUGUUCAAAAAUGACUUGCCCAAUCCAGACACACUUUCUGCUGAGCUUCACUGUUGGAGAAUCAAAUGGAAGCACAGAGGAAAAGAUAUUGAACUUCCAGCUACUAUUUAUGAAGCACUUCACUUGCCCGACAUAAAGUUUUUCCCUAAUGUUUAUGCAUUGCUUAAAGUCUUGUGCUUACUUCCAGUGAUGAAGGUGGAGAACGAAAAAUAUGGAAUGGGACGGAAGCGCUUAAAGGCAUACCUGAAAAACACCUUGACAGGGCAAAGGUCAAGCAACCUUGCUUUGCUGAACAUAAACUUUGACAUAAAACAUGACUUGGAUUUGAUGGUGGACACUUACAUUAAACUCUAUCCAGAUAAAUUGGAAUUUCAAGACUGUAUUCCUUCUAACAAUUCUAAAGUAACAGAUGAUGCCUAACUUUUUAAGCUCUAACCAAUCUGUUGAAACAGCUUGUUUUUAAUUAGGUUUCAAAGCUGGGGAGAAAAACCCACUAAAUCUUAAAAAAUCACUGCAACUGUGUUUCCAUUGUAGGCCUUGGACUGAACAAGCUGUGGUCAAUGACCUAAAUUAGGUGUUGUUAGUCCAUACUAAAUGUGUUUGGCAAACAAAAUCAAGCCUGAUGCAAGCCCAUGCUCUUGGCAGAGGUGCUUUCUACGUCUGAUUGGCUUAACUAGGUGCUCCUUUACUUUAUUGCAUCGUGGAAAAAGUACAUUAUGGUUGUAGAUCUGAUGGGGCUGUUACAUAUUCACUGAUCAAUUAGGAUGAGAAAGAAACUCAAACUAUUAAAAAACUAUUUCAGUUCUGUUACUUAGGAUUUUUUUUAAAAACCCAAACUUUUAAGAAAGUCUUUGAUGUAUAUUUAAGUGACAUUUUGGAGAGUGGAUUCAGCUAUUGCACGAUCCCCGUGUUGUGGACAGGUCUCACUGUACAGUGAAUGUCAGUGAUAUAGGGGUACUUUUUUCGUUUUGUUGGGAGAGUCAAUCUUUUUAAUCUCUUGAUGACUGUUUACAUUCCUUUGUGUCAGACACAAAACUUUUUUCUUUAGGCUUAACGGGCAUGCCAGGAGUGUUUAAAUUUCUAAAAGACACUAAAAACUUAAAAUUUAUUCCACAAACAUUUAAAUCUGUCUGCUCUGCCCAGACUGAACGCCAACCCCUGCAUCUUACAGUAUGUUUAUUUGUAAACUCACUCUGGAAAGAUUAAAAUAAGAGUUUGUUGUUUGUCUAGAAGUAAGAUUGAAAAUAAUUGCUGUUAUUUUUUUGCGAGAAUGAAACCUUUUUGUACAGUUUAUGGAAAUUUA